Numida meleagris (helmeted guineafowl) is the source of this 2876-nucleotide messenger RNA. It is a transcript of the gene COL23A1, whose product is annotated as collagen type XXIII alpha 1 chain. NCBI's taxonomy places the organism in Eukaryota, Metazoa, Chordata, Aves, Galliformes, Numididae. The transcript has 29 exons. The record is from RefSeq and is a predicted model, not a curated record. The coding region runs from base 57 to 1592 and encodes 511 amino acids.
UGGAUGAGCCGGCGGCGGGAGGCGGCCGGCAGCCGAGCGGGUCCGAGCGCGGCGCGAUGAGCGCGGGCGGCAGCGGCUCGGCGGGCACCGCCACCUCCGCGCUCUGCCUGCUCCUCUCGCUCACCGCCGUGGCCGUGUGCCUGCUGCUGGGCGCUAAGACCGCCGAGCUGCAGGGCCGCUUGGCCGCCCUGGAGGAGCGCGGCGCCGCCGGCCCCGGGCCGCUGCUGGACGCGCUGCAGCCCCGCGUGGAGCAGCUCCUGCGCGAGAAGCUGGGUGAAGGACUCGCCAGGCUGCGGACGGCGAGAGAGGCUCCAUCAGACUGCAUGUGCCCGCCAGGCCCUCCAGGGAGGCGAGGGAAGCCUGGACGGCGCGGAGAGCCCGGACCUGCAGGGCAGUCAGGACGCGAUGGUUACCCGGGUCCCCUUGGUUUGGAUGGCAAACCAGGGCCUCCAGGACCAAAAGGAGAAAAGGGUGAAGCAGGGGACAUUGGCCCGAGGGGUGAUCAAGGUCGAGAUGGAGCCACUGGCCCCCCUGGUCCGCCAGGACCCCCAGGUGCCCGGGGGCCUCCUGGUGACACAGGAAAGGAUGGCCCAAGAGGACCUCAAGGCCCCCCUGGUCUUAAAGGCGAGCCGGGCGAGGACGGCCUCGUGGGUGCCAGGGGACCCCCGGGGCCAAAGGGCGAGCCUGGCAUGCAAGGGAGGAAGGGUGAUGAUGGCAUCCCAGGGGAACCAGGACUUAUGGGCUCUAAGGGGGAAAAAGGAAGCGCCGGUCUGAAGGGAGAGAAUGGCACGGAUGGCGCGCCAGGCCCCAAGGGUGAACCCGGUGAGAAGGGAGGAGUCGGCUCCAUCGGACCCCGGGGUCCCCCUGGGCUGAAAGGGGAACAGGGUGACACUGUGGUGAUCGACUACGAUGGCCGCAUCCUGGAUGCACUCAAGGGCUCACCGGGUCCCCCAGGGCCGCCGGGCCCACAGGGCGCUCCAGGCCCCAAGGGAGAGCUGGGCCUGCCAGGUCCACCUGGGCUGGAUGGAGAAAAGGGUCCCAAAGGAGCUAAGGGUGACCAAGGCAGUGCAGGGAUCACGGGACCGAAAGGAGAGACGGGAGAGAUGGGCUUAUCGGGUCCACCGGGAGCAGAUGGGCCAAAAGGAGACAAAGGAGACACUGGAUCACCGUGUUUGCAGAACAACCACAUCAUCCCGGAGCCAGGACCGCCCGGAUUGCCCGGCCCCAUGGGUCCUCCAGGAAUCCAGGGGCCUAAAGGCUUGGAUGGUGCAAAGGGAGAAAAAGGAGACAGCGGUGCGAAGGGGGAGCACGGUGACACGGGCCCAGCUGGUCUCCCUGGUGCCCCAGGGCUCAUUGGCUUACCCGGUACCAAAGGAGAGAAGGGAAAGCCGGGAGAGCCAGGAUUAGAUGGUUUCCCAGGUCUCAGAGGAGAAAAGGGAGAGAAGAGUGAAAGAGGGGAGAAGGGUGAGCGAGGGAUACCGGGGAGAAAAGGAGCCAAAGGGCAGAAAGGGGAACCCGGCCCUCCUGGACUGGACCAGCCCUGCCCCGUGGGACCAGACGGACUGCCAGUAGCAGGAUGUUGGCACAAGUGAUCUCUAAGCAUGAAGCACAGUGUGUAAAUAAUGUGAUAUAUUUUGAUCUUUUUAAUUUUUGUAUAAAAAAAGGAAGAAAACAACCCUUCAACAGUAAUAUAUUGACCUUUUUUUAUACUGGAUUCUGUCAUUUAUGGACUUUGAAAAUACUGUAAAGCUCCCAAACCCGUAAGAUACGCAUGAUAACAUCAAGAUUUGAUAAAGGUACCAAUGACACUUGCUGGGAAUGACCAGAACUCACUGCUAAUGUUGCUGCGUGAACUAACAGCACUGAGACAGCGCGUUGCCCCGUGUGCCUUACCGGCUCCCUGUGCUAACCUGGCUCUCAACUCUAUUUGCAUUGCACGUGCCUGCUCAAAGAGUGAAAAAAACUGGCAGAAAACAAAAAAGAAAAAAAGGAUGCAGCCCUAGGGAUGGAAGAAGCUGCUGUAUGCCCUCUGGUCAAACAAAAGGACUUCAAACCUGAGGAGGAAACAAAGCCAAGCUCCCUUUGUUGCUACCUGCUGUCGUUACGAUGGAAAUAGCAAAUCUUUGGCGAAACAUAACCUGGACUGCCUGUGGAUAUUUCGGCUACUGUCAAAAAACCUUUGAUCUCAAGAGGAAACACCUCUGGGUCCUGUCCUGCGGCUGAAGUUGUACAAACUCUUUGUUACAGCAGAACCCAAAUUCUUUAAGAAACCUCCACUGCAAAAUUUCAAAACAAAAACACGGCAAUACUUUCAGAACAGAGAGUUGUGGGGCAGGGAAGGGCUCUGCUGAAGUCUUUAUUAAGCAGCGGAGCACAUACGGUUGCUAUUGGGGUUCUCAGAACUUGGAGUUCAGAGUAUUUGUCUUGGUCUGUAGGAUUCACUUGCAUUUGAUUUUCUUGUGUUUAUGUGGUUUGAUUGUGAACUGUGUAGCUCUGCACGCUCCUCUUGUCCUCUUUCAGUCCCUUUUUUGGUCUCUUUCUUUAACUUAUCUCAGGCCCAUCCAUUCAGAGCAAGGUAAUGAAUCAAAGGAUAAUUAGGAUUUCUAUUACGUAUUGCAUUAGUGAGAGAAAUUUAAAAAGGAAGGAGUUGCAAACAUCUUACAAGUAACGUUUCUUAAGAUCGUGGAAAAACAGGGAUUGUGCAGUAAAGAGCCAUGAAAAAUUAUCUUGCAGGGAACACAAUGGCUUACAACCGACUCUGUUCAACUUACAAUGAAGAUCAAGAGGCAAUCAGAUUCCUUUACAAGGAGGAGAUACUUUAUAGCAACAAGUUCUUAAGCUGAACAGAGAAAGAUGUACAAAGAUGCAUCCAAUGG